UUUGUGUUAGGUUAAGAAUAAAUAAUCAGUUAAAAUGUCGAAAAUUAUCGGUGGAAAUGUUGUUGAGUUGAAAGGAGAUGAGAUGACUCGGAUUAUUUGGGAACUUAUCAAAGAAAAGUUGAUUUUUCCCUAUGUUGAUCUUGAGGUGAAAUGUUUUGAUCUUUCUGUUGAGAAUCGCGACGCCACCGAGGAUAAAGUGACAGUUGAAGCAGCGGAAGCGAUCAAGAAGUUUAACGUCGGUAUCAAGUGUGCGACGAUCACACCUGAUGAAAAUCGGGUUGUCGAGUUUAAUUUAAAGAAAAUGUGGAAGUCACCUAACGGGACCAUUAGAAACAUUUUGGGCGGAACUGUAUUUCGUGAAGCGAUCAUUUGUAAGAAUAUCCCUCGCCUUGUGACGACAUGGAAGAAACCGAUUGUUAUCGGCCGACACGCGCAUGGGGACCAGUACAAAGCUACGGACUUUGUGGUUCCAGGGGAAGGGGAAGUAGUCAUUAAGUUCACCCCAACUAACGGCUCGCCCCAGGAGUUUAAAGUAUUUGAUUUUAAAGAUGGAGGUGGGGUUGCCAUGGCCAUGUACAACACAGAUAAAUCGAUCCGUGACUUCGCUCAUUCGUGUCUUAAGUUUGCGUUGCAGAAGAAGUGGCCGCUAUACCUCAGCACUAAGAACACGAUACUCAAGAAAUACGACGGGAGGUUCAAAGAUAUUUUUCAAGAGGUCUACGAAAGCGAGUACAAGCCCCAAUAUGAGGGGAACGGCAUCUGGUACGAACAUCGGUUGAUUGAUGAUAUGGUGGCAUAUGCCAUGAAGUCCGAGGGAGGGUUCGUUUGGGCGUGCAAGAAUUAUGAUGGAGAUGUUCAGUCAGACUCCGUGGCACAAGGUUACGGCUCGUUGGGCAUGAUGACUAGCGUCCUCGUGUGUCCCGACGGCAAGACAGUUGAAGCAGAAGCCGCUCAUGGAACGGUGACGCGGCAUUAUCGGCAACAUCAGAAAGGGUUGGAGACGUCGACCAAUCCGAUUGCUUCUAUAUUCGCAUGGACACGUGGCCUUCUGCAUCGAGCCAAGCUGGAUUCAAACACGGAACUUGAUCGAUUUGCGAACACCCUUGAAAGGGUUUGUAUUGAAACCAUCGAGUCUGGUUCAAUGACUAAGGACCUUGCUAUCUGUAUUAAAGGGUUGCCGGGGGUAACGAGAUCGGAUUAUCUCAACACUUACGAGUUUUUGGACAAAAUUGCGGAAAACUUGGGAACUGCGAUGAAAUCCGGGCAAUCCCAACUUUAAGCACCAGUUGUAUUGUUGCGAUGAAAUAAUGAAUUUGUGCAAUUCAUAAUUAAAUUAUAUUUGUGCUUAACUUAAAUUUAAAAAUUAUGCAAAUAUUGUUUAUUAGGGUUUACAUUGUUAAAGUAUUGAAGCGUUUAUUUUACACAUUUAGGAAAUUAUAUUGAAUAAAGUUUAUUUCGUGGUACUUUGUUUUCGGGGAGGAAUAAAUUGUGUUAAAAAAG
Ciona intestinalis (vase tunicate) is the source of this 1500-nucleotide messenger RNA. Lineage: Eukaryota; Metazoa; Chordata; Ascidiacea; Phlebobranchia; Cionidae. The record is from RefSeq and is a predicted model, not a curated record.